This is a messenger RNA of Harmonia axyridis, 1653 nucleotides long. RefSeq lists its product as uncharacterized. The coding region runs from base 92 to 1480 and encodes 462 amino acids. Gene Ontology annotation, biological process: axonemal dynein complex assembly; cilium-dependent cell motility; regulation of cilium movement. NCBI's taxonomy places the organism in Eukaryota, Metazoa, Arthropoda, Insecta, Coleoptera, Coccinellidae. The record is from RefSeq and is a predicted model, not a curated record. The transcript is spliced from 3 exons. Gene Ontology annotation, cellular component: axonemal dynein complex; axoneme.
AAAUUCAGUGAGGAUAAUUGAUUCAGUCAAACUGACACUUUCGUUAUCGCAGAAACUUCUGAUUUGAUCUCACCCAGUGUACCUAUACAAGAUGAUGUUUUUACGCAAACAACCUGAAGAAAAUGUGUUGCCAGUGGCUACCACUGAACCUGAAAAAAAGUUAACAAAAAAAGAAAAACUAAAACUGAAGAAACUCCAAAAAAGACAAAAAUUAUUAGAGAAAAGACGUGACUUACUCAGACAACACUUAACAAGAGAGUUAAAGUAUGGAGUAUACACUCACAAGAAACAUGAAAGGAGUUGGAAACAGAUGCUCAUUGAUAUAACCUUACCACAGCUCAAGGAAAAGGUAGAAUUCACCUGGUAUAUAUCCGAACACCUCAUUGAUAUCAAAGAUUAUAUCAUUUCAAAUCUUAUGGAUGAAGUACGACAACAAGAAGAUCAAAAUUUGGCGAGUAUAGUCAAUCAUGUCACAACAAUAGAUAGGAUGAUCGACAUGAUGAAAGAGCAGUUGAAGACAUUGCAUGAAAAUUACCUUGCUGAAUUACAAUCACUGACGGACCAACACAAGGAGUUUUUGCAAAGCAUCCAGAAUACCUGUGGUACAAGCAUAAAUUACUUGAAAGAAAUGAUGUACGGAAUGGAAAUUGAGACUAAAGAAAGAGAAAGAAACCUAAGAGCAGAUAUGUGUUCCAAAAUUGAAUUCGAAAUAGAAGACAAGCAAGGGGCGACUAUGGAAGUAAAAGAAAAACUAGCAUUAACAUUGCGAAAUAUGGUGAAAAAUACCAACGAAUUGUUGGAAAAUUUUUUUACCACAACUCGAGAAAGGCUGAUAGGAUAUGACUACUACAAGGCCGCGGACGACAAAGCCCAAAAUCUUCUAUUAGCUGAACUGAAGAAAAUCCAAUACCUCAAUGUAUUGAUAAAGAAACUCAGAAAAAAAGAAGAAGACAUCGGUCACAAUGAGUUGACGAAUUUGUACGGUGAGAAAAACUUUUACAAGAAAUCUUUCCUCGUAUUGAAACUUAAAUUAGCUGACGAUCUCAAGUUGGAUAAAUCGAAGCAUGAAUUCUUCAUUGGAGAAUUUUAUAAGGCUCAUGAAAAUAUCAAAAAAUUUUUGAAACGAGGAGAGAAUAUGAUAUAUCUGUUAAGAGCCGCCAAAAAGUUGGAAACAUCCGAAGAAAAAGCUCGUCCCUAUCCAGUAUUCGAAAAUAUUGGCGACAAUAUAAAGGAUUCGAAGCUGUUUUUAUUCUGGCAGAGAAUGGGAAAAAUCGAAAUUUCAAGAACUGCACUUUACGAGGAAAGAAGUGCACUGUUGAUAGAGAAUAACUUGCUGAGAAGUCAGAUUGAAGAUUUAUGUUAUUGUUUGAGUUGUCCAAAGUUACCACCGAUUUGUAGAAAAGAAGGAUCAAUUCCAUUCACAGAUGGAUUGACACUGAUGAGAAAAUAUGCGAAAAAGAAAGGAGUGAAAAGGAGAUAGAGCCUAUUCAACAUGUCACACCCAGAACGAUUCUGUGGUUCUUCAUGAGUGAUUUGAUUAAUUAAUUAAGUUUUAUAUUAUAUUUUAAAGUUUUAUUUACAUGUAGGUAUAUAUUUCACAUUUGUAAAGUUCAUUUUAUAUUUUUAAUAUAUAUGUACUUAUAUUUCUUUCAA